GCGCACAUGCCAUUCUCGUAAACAAACCUCACGAAACGUGUGAACAGAAUAAGUUUUGGAGUGAAAUUUAAUGAAAAAUCCCGUUAAAAUGCCGGCGGUUGCCAAAAAAAGUAAGGCGAAGCCAGGCAAAGCAGAAGGUGCAGCUAAAAAGCCUUUGAUUCUAUCGAACAGGAGCAACAAGCGGACCCCGAAGAAACAGACCGGUGAGCGCAACGAGAAGGGAAUCAUCUACGUAAAACACCUUCCACAUGGGUUCUUCGAGAACCAGUUGAGGACGUUCUUCUCCCAGUUCGGCAAUGUGACGCGUGUUCAUGUGGCCCGGUCGAAGCGAACGCUCCGCAGCCGGGGAUACGCUUAUGUGGAAUUCACCUACCGGGAAGUGGCCCAGAUUGCCGCCGAAACGAUGAACAACUAUCUGAUGUUUGGGAAGUUGUUGAAAACCGGUCUGUUGCCCGCUGGUGCCAAGCGGAUUCCCAGGAAGUAUGAGAAGGCUUACGAUGCGAAUGGAAAGGAAACGACCACGUACAAUCUGUGGCUGAAGAAGCAGGUCGCGAAGAGCAACGCCCGGGUCACCAAAACAAAAGUGGUCAAUCGCAAUCUGAGGGCACUGGGGAAACUGAAGAAGCUGAAGGAGAAGUACGCCAAAAUGGGAGUUGAUUACAAUGUAGAUGAAGUUGCUCCGAAGUUUGGCGAGGGCGACCUUAAGAUGCCAGAGCACGACGAAGAGGAAGAAAAACUUCGUGCAGUCAAGGACCGGAAAAAGUCGAAGCAGCUGCAAAAGUUGGAUCAAAGCGCCUUAAGUGCAGAGGCGGAAGAGCCAAGCGAAGAUUCUUCCGACGACGACGAAGAAGCAGGUUUUGUUUCGUUGGAAUCGGCCGAUUGGGAUGUUCCGAUGUCUGAUGAAGACGAGAGCGACGAUGAGGAAGUGGAUGAGGACGAUCAGGAGAACCAACCGAGCAAGACACAGACCAAGUCGGCCGCCGUUGAAGUUGCCAAGAAAACAAAAAUUCGCAUCGACAAAGAAAAAUCAAAAACCGUGAAACCGUUCCGGCCAUUGGUCCUGAGACCCCCCAGUUCGACAGAUUCUUCUCCAGAAAAACCGAUGUCGAAGAAAAAAGCCACAAAGGUUCCAAGCGCAUCCGUCACAGAAUCGGAAUCAAGCCCGGAAAAGACGAGUAAAGGUUCCAAAGGUAAAAAAGUUCCAGCAAAAGGUAAAAAAGUCACGAGUGGAGGAAUAACGAAGAAAACGACGGGCAAAAAGGGAAAACCGAAGGAACAGAAGAAAGCCACCAGCCCCGUCAAAAAUGCCGCGAAGGCACUGCUGAAAGAUCCCAGCGUGAAGAAGACCCAAGCGAAGGAUAUCAAUAAGAAAAAGACAAAGAAGAAGUAGCCGUAAGUUUAAUAAAUAACAUUAUUUUUUUGUUCUUAAAGAAUACGAAAAGUACUAUUUAAA
Molecule: messenger RNA, 1453 nt
Organism: Aedes albopictus (Asian tiger mosquito)
Lineage: Eukaryota; Metazoa; Arthropoda; Insecta; Diptera; Culicidae
Product: MKI67 FHA domain-interacting nucleolar phosphoprotein
Exons: 2
Coding region: 71-1390 (439 amino acids)
Biological process (GO): maturation of LSU-rRNA from tricistronic rRNA transcript (SSU-rRNA, 5.8S rRNA, LSU-rRNA)
Cellular component (GO): nucleolus
Molecular function (GO): RNA binding
Source: RefSeq, a predicted model, not a curated record